Molecule: messenger RNA, 2678 nt
Organism: Varroa destructor (honeybee mite)
Lineage: Eukaryota; Metazoa; Arthropoda; Arachnida; Mesostigmata; Varroidae
Product: rab-like protein 3
Source: RefSeq, a predicted model, not a curated record
CACAAACUAACGCUCACGAUGUUAACCUUACAUUUGUAAAGCGAGUAACUCACAAUGGCAGCUUCUGCGAUGUCUAAUGACGCGAGUAUGCUUCAUUAUGGCAGCAGUCAUCAUGAAUGCCAAUGGUAUCAAACAUUGAGAAAGACGCCGUUGGAAAUUCGCCCACCGGAAUAAAUAACAGAAUGAAGUAAAUCUGCGAGUUAGUUUAAUAGAGGUGUAGAUUUGCCCAAUGGAUGCCCAAUCAUUAGAUCACGUUUAUUCACGCUGCUAAUUUAUACCUUUUCGAUUCGUAUAAACAACACGUUACAGUAGUAAUAUCAUAUAUGAAUGGUACGUCAAUACACAUACUGAGACCUUCGUGUAAAACACACUGCAUUUCAAAGGGCCGACAAAAUAAUGCUUCGGGUCUUAGUUAAUCUUUUUUUAUUGCUAAAAUUACAAGCGAAAAAAAGCAAUAUUGAAUAGAACAAAAAAUUUAAUUUUGCAUUUUCAUUAAAUUUUCAUAAAAUUAAAAUUUUAAAAAUAAAGAUAUUAUUUCGUAUUACUAAACCGGUUUUAAUUAUAGAGUACUUCGUUAAGAUCAACGUUUGCGAAUGGAUCAACUGUUUAGUUGUAUGCCAAAAAAAAUUGCAAAUUAAAGGUAAUUGUCUAAAUUUACGAUUCAAAUGCAGGGUGUCAUUUCAGGAUUUUGACAAGGAUUUACAUUUUCAUCAAACGACCACAUAUGCGUAUAAUCCCGAUUACCAUGACACAUAUCGACGAAUCGUCUCUUAGAUAAUCAAGGAACCCUUGUGCUAUCUUGCCCUUUCCAAAAUGGUGCCCGACAUCUUUCUAGCUUAAACACGUAAUAGGGUUAUAUAAACACAGUAAAAACAUUUUUCAAGUAAACUAUACGCAGUCGAUUUGUCUAUCAGGCGCUUACAUGAUUAUUUCGAUAUGUAUUACAGGUUUUUACAAGCAACCCAUCUAUAGCCAGAAAGUCGAAUACACAGAAAAACAUAUGUGGCCAUAGCGGAUGAAAUAAGAAUUCGAUCUUAUAAUUUCAAUGAAUUAAUUUAUGACAAUUAAGGCUCAAGAUUCUAUACUCACUCGGACAAUACGCUUUCGACGCAUUCGACGGUUCGAACAGGUAUCUCUCGAAUCAAAUUAGACAAAAACAAAUACUGUACCACCUCUUCGGGACUCCAUUCAGCGAUAUGGUGUGACUACAACGGAUACGAUUGACAGGUCGACGCUAAAAGAAGGAGGCGAUUUCGUUCAUAAUUCCAUUUUCAUAGACCGACGUUGAAGAGUCUAUUAGGCAGGGAACUUGAUAGAAGGCGUACGUAAUGAGUACUAUAAGCGUUGAACGUGUUAAGGUGCUAGUCCUCGGAGAUUCCGGCGUGGGCAAGUCGUCAGUCGUCCAGCUGAUCUGCUCUGGAAGGCCCGCCGCGAGAUCACUCGCAUCGACCAUUGGAUGCAACGUUGAGGUAAAGCUACAUGAAUAUCGACAAGGAACCGACCAACAACGAACGUUUUUUGUCGAAUUUUGGGAGAUCGGAGGCAACACGGGCCACGCCAAUGCUCGACGAGUCUUCUAUAAUUCCGUCCAUGGCAUCGUCCUAGUUCACGAUUUAACCAAUAGUAAAAGUCACGAUCACUUGAAAAUGUGGCUGGCGGAUGCUGUUACGCGGCGUUCAGGAGGUGAAUUUGAUGCUGAAAUGUUUGCCGACCUACAGGUGCCUGUUUUAGUCGUUGGCACAAAACUGUCACGGGCAAGGGUACAGCAUCGGCGAGGCACCCACAUCGCAGACCUUUGCGGCGCCGAACAAAUUUUCGUCGAUUCAACGGGAGAUGGAGAGCAUAGCUCCAGUCUUGCUCCCGGCUCCUCCAAUGCUGUUAAGCUAUCACGCUUUUUUGACAAGGUGAUCGAGAAGCAGUAUUACAGUUCAAAAAACGUGUUGAGCCCCCAGCCACCGUCGGCGUUUGGCGACCGUAGACGGCCUGCGAAUUCACCGCGCUUUUUACAGCAUGUCGACUAACGCCCCAUUGAAUGAACCCCUUUGCUUCUAGGUCUCGGCCUGUUACCUCGUCAGAAUCGCACGCUUUGUCAUCGUUUACAUAUAUGAAGACCGCCAAAAGUGGAUGUUGAAGACGAUUUCGCUGUUUCGAAGCCGUAAGAUGAGGCGACUCGUAAAGGUCGACGGCGAUGGUGAAUACAGCCGGCAAUAUUUUUGCAGUAAUUUGAACGACGAUACGAAGGGGAAUGAACGACGCGACGGCAUUUAGAUAUGAUUCAGCACCCCAAAUGUUCUACGGGAUAUAAAUACUACACGAUUUGUGCAAAUAAAGAACAAUAUUUAUGUAGAGUGUAGGGGUCACAACGUGCAUUCUCCAUAGAAUAUACAGUUCUGACUUGCUUUGUCACAGGGCCAAAGCCAAAAAAAACUAUAGGAUAGGCUGGCCACACUUUUACGCGCGUUGGAAGUUGAGACUCUUCGCAUAUAAUUCAGUACUUGUUGAGGGCAAUCAUACGAGAGUUUUUCUGAGCCCUCUUAAUACCAUCAGAUUAAAUUGUUCUGUAGUAAUGUCUUUUGCUCUAAAUUUAUCCAUAUAUAUGGACGGCCAGCUAUUGAACGUUUCAGUGGUCUGAUUUAGUCAGCAUUAUGUUCGCGAGCGAAAAUGCAACGAGAUAACAU